Messenger RNA from Chironomus riparius, 2346 nucleotides. The record is from the annotation of a GenBank genome assembly. Lineage: Eukaryota; Metazoa; Arthropoda; Insecta; Diptera; Chironomidae.
AUGGCUGCAUAUUUAAAUCGCGGAAUGUCGAUGAUUGCUGGAAAUGGGUACGGUGAUUCUUUAAUGGAUCCUAAUUCGCGACGGGAACUUCAUCAUGUAAAUUCACCGUUGCAGAUCUUCGUUAAAGCUAAGAAGAAUAUUAACGAUAUCUUUGGUGAUAUUAGCGAUUAUGUUGUCGAAUCCACAAAUUUCAUUGAAGGACUCGCACAAGGUCACAUUGACAUCGUCGAUAAAGCUGAAACAGAGACAUUUAGGGGAUUUGUAUUCAAAAUUAAUAACAUUCGGGAAGUACUGGCUCGUGAUCAUAUGAAAGUUGCAUUUUUUGGACGCACUUCAAAUGGAAAAAGUUCCGUUAUCAAUGCUAUGUUAAGAGAUAAAAUUUUGCCUAGUGGAAUAGGUCAUACAACAAAUUGCUUUUGUCAGGUCGAAGGUGUUGAUGGACAUGAUGCUUAUUUGAUGCGAGAAGGAUCGGAGGAAAAACUCAAUGUUACUUCAAUUAAGCAGCUCGCAAAUGCAUUGUGUCAAGAAAAGCUCUGUGAGAGUUCCUUAGUGCGCAUUUUUUGGCCUCGCGAGAGGUGUAGUUUAUUACGCGACGAUGUUGUUUUUGUUGAUUCACCCGGUGUCGAUGUGUCACAAAAUUUGGAUGAUUGGAUUGACAAUCAUUGUUUAAAUGCUGAUGUUUUUGUUUUGGUCCUCAAUGCUGAGUCUACGAUGACUUUAGCUGAAAAAUCAUUCUUUCACGAAGUGUCCGGGAAAAUUUCGAAACCAAAUAUUUUUAUUCUAAAUAAUCGAUGGGAUGCGUCAGCUUCUGAGCCAGAAUGUCAAGAAUCUAAGGAUGCGUUAGAGAAGGUUAAAGCACAGCAUCAAGAACGUUGCAUUGAUUUUCUUACAAAAGAAUUAAAAGUAAGUACCGUAAAGGAAGCAGAAGAGAGAGUUUUCUUUGUGUCAGCAAGGGAAACAUUACAAGGAAGAUUGCAGGAAGCCAAUGGAUUGCCAGCACAUACAGGAGCAUUAGCUGAAGGCUUCCAAAGUCGCUAUUUUGAGUUUCAAGAUUUUGAAAGGAAAUUCGAAGAGUGCAUUAGUAAAAGUGCUGUUAAAACUAAAUUCGAGCAACACAGCUCUAGAGGAAAGACGAUUGCGAAUGAUAUGCGCUUAAUGCUAGACAAUAUAUUUGAGAGAGUGAAUGAUCUGAGAAAUCAAAAAUUGGAACAAAAGAAAUUCUUAACAGAUAAAAUCAGUACAACCGAGACACAAUUAAUGGUAGUCACAAGAGAAAUGAAGAUGAAAAUCCACAACAUGGUCGAGGAAGUCGAACAGAAAGUAUCGAAAGCAUUAAAUGAAGAAAUUUGGCGCUUAAAUGUUCUUGUUGAUGAAUUUAAUCUUCCAUUUCACACUGAUGCUCUUGUCUUGAAUGUCUAUAAGAAGGAAAUGAAUGCUUAUGUUGAGACUGGUCUUGGAUCAAAUUUGAGAGCCAGAUUAUCGACGGCAUUAGCCAUGAAUAUUGAGACAGCACAAAGAGAAAUGACUGAUAGAAUGACAGCCUUAGUCACCAAAGAAAAGCUCAAAGAACAAACAAGUCAGAUCAUUACAGCUAGAAAUCAGCCAUUCGAAAUGCUCUACACACUCAAUUGUCAGAAUUUGUGCAGCGAUUUUCAGGAAGAUUUAGAAUUUAGAUUCUCGUGGGGUAUUACAGCACUCAUAUAUCGAUUUAAUGCUAAACGAGCAGCUUCAAAGAAUAGCAAAACUAUCAAAAAUCGUUACAACGGAAAUUUGAAUACAUCCAAUCAUCCCAUCACACCGAGUGCAGAUCUUAAUUCACCAAUGACUUUACUGCCACAAUUUGGUAAUGAAUUUACGACAGAGGAGCAAUUAUCAUUGAUAUCAAGGAUUGCAGCAGCGUCUAUUGGAUCACAAGGAACUGUUGGAGGUCUAGUAAUUGCAGGAAUUCUCUUCAAGACAAUCGGAUGGAGAGUAUUGGUAGCUAUUGGUGGAAUCUACAUGUCAGUGUAUGCAUACGAACGUUUAUCAUGGACAAAUAAGGCAAGAGAGAGGAAGUUUAAGGAUCAAUAUGUGAAGCAUGCAACGAGAAAAUUGAAGCUUAUCGUUGACUUAACAUCAGCCAAUUGUAGCCAUCAAGUCCAACAAGAGCUUUCAAGUACAUUCGCAAGAUUGUGUCGAGUUGUUGACAAUGCUCAGAGCGAGAUGAAUGGCGAAUUGAAGGAAAUUGAAGGAUCUCUCAACGUCCUCGAAGUGAAUCAGAAGCAAAUAAAGCUGUUGAGAAAUAAAGCAACAUUUAUUACAAACAAAUUAGACACUUUUGAAAAUAAUUACAUGAAAUCUAAUUGA